ACCGGUUUCAACUUCGUCCACUGGUUAGAACGUGGAGGAAGUUGAAAUUGGGGCUGACCCAGACAUGCCCCAUUAUUAUUGGGUGGUUACUGGUUUAUUUACGACUUUGCAAGAUUGUUUUGGUUUCACCAAACACAACUUUGCGAGAUUGGUUAGGGAAGAUUCAGCGAUGGCGGUGGUUCAGAACAAGCAAAUUAUCUUCAAGCACUACAUUGAGGGAAUUCCUGUGGAGUCAGACAUGGAACUAAAGGUCGGGAAUAUUAAGUUGGAGGUUCCGGAAGGGUCCGGGGCUUUUCUUGUGAAGAAUCUCUAUCUUUCCUGUGACCCUUAUAUGCGAGGAAGAAUGAGGGAUUUCAAUGAUUCCUACAUUCCCCCUUUUGUUCCUGGGUCGGUCAUUGAGGGGUUUGGCGUGUCGAGAGUUGUGGAGUCUGAUAACCCAAAUUUCAAGCCAGGCGAUUUGAUUUCAGGAUUGACUGGUUGGGAAAAGUACAGCUUGAUUACGAGGACUGCACAAUUGAGAAAAAUUCAGCAAGAUGAUAUUCCUCUUUCAUACCAUGUGGGUCUUCUUGGUAUGCCAGGUUUUACAGCUUAUGCAGGAUUUUAUGAGGUCUGCUCCCCUAAGAAAGGAGAUUAUGUUUUUGUUUCAGCUGCCUCUGGAGCAGUUGGUCAACUUGUUGGUCAACUUGCCAAGUUAUAUGGUUGUUAUGUGGUUGGAAGUGCUGGCACAAGCCAAAAGGUUGAUCUUCUUAAGAACAAGCUAGGAUUUGAUGAAGCUUUCAAUUACAAAGAAGAGCCAGACCUAAAUGCAGCUUUAAGAAGAUACUUUCCGCAAGGGAUUGACAUCUACUUUGACAAUGUUGGUGGGCCUAUGCUUGAUGCAGUCCUUCUUAACAUGAGACCUCAUGGCCGGAUAGCAAUCUGUGGGAUGGUGUCACAACAAAGCCUCUCUCAAACUGAGGGAAUUCACAACUUGUUCAUGCUCAUAGCAAAGCGCAUAAGAAUGCAGGGGUUUCUGCAGAGCGACUAUUUGCAUUUGUUCCCACGUUUCUUGGAGCUCAUCAUCAGUUACUACAAACAAGGAAAGAUUGUCUACAUAGAAGACAUGAAUGAAGGCCUAGAAAGUGCUCCAGCUUCCCUUGUUGGCCUCUUUUCUGGCAAAAAUGUUGGUAAACAGGUCAUUUGUGUUGCUCGUGAAUGAUUAUCCUGGAAAUUUGCUUAUUUGACAUCUUGCUUUUUUUUUCUGUCUUGAUUCAUCAAAAACGGUCCAUUAUCAGCUGAUGGAAGAUAUUACAUUCUUCCAAGUUUAUAUCCUUCAGCUUCCUCAACAAAAUAGGAGAAUUUAUUAGAGAAUUCAGAGAUACAGUAUCAUGCAUUUUCAUCACAAACAAGAAACAAGAAAAUCAGCAUUUUCUGUUGCCUUAAUUCAAGUGUAUUUCGAUCAGCAGGAAAUGCGUGCUAAAUUUCUGUAUCUUAAUAGAUAGACCUGUAGCUUUGUAAAAGAACAUUUGAGCUUUUAGACAUCAGCCAUUUGAUAAUGGCUGAAGUUUCUGAACUGAACAACUUGUUAUUUUGUCA
Molecule: messenger RNA, 1575 nt
Organism: Nelumbo nucifera (sacred lotus)
Lineage: Eukaryota; Viridiplantae; Streptophyta; Magnoliopsida; Proteales; Nelumbonaceae
Product: 2-alkenal reductase (NADP(+)-dependent)
Molecular function (GO): oxidoreductase activity, acting on the CH-CH group of donors, NAD or NADP as acceptor
Source: RefSeq, a predicted model, not a curated record